Messenger RNA from Plasmodium cynomolgi strain B, 2843 nucleotides. RefSeq lists its product as hypothetical. Gene Ontology annotation, biological process: endonucleolytic cleavage in ITS1 to separate SSU-rRNA from 5.8S rRNA and LSU-rRNA from tricistronic rRNA transcript (SSU-rRNA, 5.8S rRNA, LSU-rRNA); endonucleolytic cleavage in 5'-ETS of tricistronic rRNA transcript (SSU-rRNA, 5.8S rRNA, LSU-rRNA); ribosomal small subunit export from nucleus. The transcript has a single exon. The record is from RefSeq and is a predicted model, not a curated record. Gene Ontology annotation, cellular component: preribosome, small subunit precursor; 90S preribosome; nucleolus. Lineage: Eukaryota; Apicomplexa; Aconoidasida; Haemosporida; Plasmodiidae. The annotation marks the transcript as partial. Gene Ontology annotation, molecular function: RNA binding.
AUGAACGGGUUUAGAGCGAACAGGAAUGGGCAUAAGUGGAAGUAUUUUAAUAAGGGAAGCGGAGAUGGCAGCGUUAACGGCUACGGAAAUGGCAGCGCUAAGGGCUACGGAAAUGGCAACGUUAAGGGCUACGGAAAUGGCAACUUUAACGGUUACAGAAAUGGCAACGUUCAGGGCUACGGCUCCAAAAAUCGGAAUGGCGGCAAAGGUAGAUUUGAUCGGACGCGUGAGACAUACAAACAAAACGAAGAAAAAAAUGUAGAAGAAAUUAUGGACUACUUGAUUAACAUUUCGUACAUUUUAAAUGAAAAAUAUGAAAAAUAUUUUGUUCACGAGCUGAAGGAAGAUAAUUUAAAAAAAGGAAAUAAAUGUUUUGGUGCCAUUAAUUUGAGCUACUCCUACGAUGUUGAAGACGAUAUAUGUAUUUUGAUAAAGAUAAAGGAUGAAAUAAAAGGGAGCGAGAAGGAGUUAGCAGAUCAGAGGAAGUGCUCGAAGAUAAUGGAAAAGCUGAUAUAUUAUUGCUUUUUCCUGCUAAGGUAUAACGAGCAGGAUGAGCAGGGUGAGAAGGAUGAGAAGUGUGAGAAGGAUAAGGAUUCGAGGAAUGCCGAGGACGAGAGACGUGGCAAAAUGAGCAUGCACUGCAUAGAAAUUUACAACCAUUUUUUGCAUGUGAUAUGUUCGGACUACCUGAAGCUAGCAUCGUCCAAUUAUGCUUCCCAUUUUGUGCAGACUGUCAUCUGUGUGUAUUCCUUUUUUAGAACAGUGGAAGAUAAAUACAUUGAAGAGUUGAAAAAAAGAAACAGGGGCUACCAAUCGUUGAGUGUUUACUUCAAAGAAAUAUGUUCCAUCACCACGGAGAAGGUAUUCACCCUGAUGUUGAAUAAAUCGGGAACGCAUGUGUUAAGGUCAUUUUUGUAUUCCCUGGCUGGCUACCUAAACAUCAACAUUUCUAACAUAUCUUUUAGAAAGUCUAAAGUUAGGGGAACCAGUACGAGGACUGAACUGAAGUACUUAGACAAAGGGCAAAGAAAAGGGGCCAGAAACGGAGGGGGAGAUGACCUGUUUUACAAGUACGUUGAUAUAAUUAUCCAGAAGGUGACGGAGGAAAUUUCCAACCCGAAGGUGACUCUCCCGAUGAAGAACCUGCUCUACCAGUACGUGUUUUAUGAUCAAGCGGGGGGGGGAGGCGGUGGAGGAGAGAGUGCCCUGUGUAGUGGCGGUAGGGAUGGCGGUAAGGAUGGCGAUAAGGAUGGCGAUAAGGAUGGCGAUAACCGUGCCGCUAACCGUGGCGAGCGUACAGAGCAACCCCCCCGAGGUGACAAGUACAUUAUGGAGAGCCAAAGUCAGCAUUUCAUCCCCCCGCUGCUGUACCACACGUAUGCAGUUCCAGCAUUGGGAACCCUGUUCGAACUCCUAAAGGAGAAAAACGUGGAAUGCGACAAAUUAGUGAAAGAAAUAUUUCUAAUAGAAAAGACGAAAAAAUAUUUUAUUAACAAGACACGAGAAAAUUGCAAGUGCCACGAGGAAAGUCCCCUAAAGCAAAUGCUCAGUAUUUUGAUCACGAUGGAUGGACCAAGCAUCAUGAUAGAAAAGUUACUCAAAAUAAAGAGUGAACCCAUUUUUUACGUUUUCAAUAUCUACAUUUUAAAAAACAUAAAUAAAUUGGUGUGUGACAAUGCAUACUCUAGCUUGGUCAUGUACAAUUACCUCACGUUGGAAUACAUCACGGAGGAGAUGUUCGACUUGCUUAUGAAGAAUAUAGAUAUCGACCUGAUUAUUCGAAGGAAGAAAUUCAGCGUGUUGAGGAGGCUCUUCGACUUGUCCCAGUGUUACCAGAAGAACUGCAAGUUCCUGCUGAACGCCUUGCUGCGGUGGUUGCGCGUGGGGGGGUUUGGCAGCACGGAUUCGGGCAAGACGAAUGGGGCGAGAAGUGGCACGAGUAGUGGCAAAACGAAUGGCGUGAGUAAUGGCGUGAGUGGUGGCGUGAGUGGUGGCGCCGGCGCCAACGCAGUUACCGAGGGUUCCCCCGGAGGCGCCGCGUCCGACGCGAAGUUCCUGUGGAUAUGCAUCCUGUGCAUGCGGAGCUACCAGGACCUGCAUCCCGUCCUCCGAGAGGUGUUCAGCGAGAAGAAGAAAAAGGGGCCGUGCGAAGAGGAGGGCAAAGUGGACCGCGCCAAUUUGAACAACUACAAUUUUUACGAUUACAUAAAAGUAGACACAAACGGGUACUACAUCCUGACGCACAUUUUAUCCUUUCCGAAAGAAUCCAUCACGCCGGUGACGAAUUCGUUCAGGCAGUUUUGUAAUUUUUUAAAAAUUGUAAAUGGAAAUGUGGCUAGCCAGAAGGAUAUCGAGAAGUAUAACAAUUUUUUUCAGACGUUCGGAGGAACCCAUGGGGGGAGUGAAAAUCGAGAGGAGGGAGAUGAUGCCGAUGUUGGAGAUGGGCCAAUUGGGGGAGAGAGGCAGAUGGGACAUGAACACACAAGGACAGGUAAUAACCCCCCCGAGAGAGAUGGCAGAAGAGUCAAACCAUUCAUACGGAAGAACGCAGACUUAAGAGGAAAUAUCCUGAUGUACUUUGCUUGUGAUAAAAAUUUGUCCGUUCUGUGCGAAAAAAUCGCACACACGUUUAACUUGAUAAACGAAAAAUAUUUGCGAAACUUUAUUCUGUUGUUUAAGAGUGAGUAUAAGAAAAUAGCUAGCCAUUAUGUAGGGGCCCACACUAUUGUGACCUUUUUCAAGCUGGGCUCCGACGAGGUGAAGAAGAAAAUAUUGGACGCCCUCGUGGAGGGGGACAUCAACGUAUUUAAUGGCUACAUAAAGAGCUUCAUGAAACUGAGGGA